Messenger RNA from Stegastes partitus (bicolor damselfish), 1620 nucleotides. RefSeq names its product solute carrier family 22 member 13-like. NCBI's taxonomy places the organism in Eukaryota, Metazoa, Chordata, Actinopteri, Pomacentridae. The coding region runs from base 1 to 1620 and encodes 539 amino acids. The transcript is spliced from 10 exons. Gene Ontology annotation, cellular component: membrane. Gene Ontology annotation, molecular function: transmembrane transporter activity. The record is from RefSeq and is a predicted model, not a curated record. Gene Ontology annotation, biological process: transmembrane transport.
AUGGCCGAUUUUGGAGAGAUUCUCCGCAGUAUCGGAGAUUUUGGACUUUUCCAGAAGGUCACCCUGUUUGCUCUUUGCUUCCCAAACUUUAUUCUGCCUUUUCACUUUGCCAGCGUGUAUUUCAUCGAGUCGGAUCCAGAGCGACACUGUAACACAGACUGGAUCCUCAGCGCUGGUCCCAACCUGACCACAGAGGAGCAGCUGAACCUGACUCUGCCCCGCGAGGAGGAUGGCAGCUUCAGCAGGUGUCGGAUGUUCGUCCCGGUCGACUGGGACAUCGAUGCCAUCAGGGGAUAUGGACUCAAUGAGACCACCAGGUGCCUGAAUGGAUGGGUGUAUGGAAACAUGAUCUACAAAGCCACCAUAGUCACUGAUUUUGAUUUGGUUUGUGAGCGAGCAAAUUUUUUGGAAGUGGCACAAACGGUGUUCAUGGCUGGUAUCCUUCUUGGAUGUCUCUUAUUUGGACCGUUUGCUGAAUCGUUUGGUCGUAAACGAGCGUCUCAGAUACCAGUCGUUCUGAUGGUCGUGUUUUGUGUCACAACUGGACUGUGUCCCGACUUCUACACAUAUUUGGCUUCCCAGUUCAUGGCAGGACUUGGCUAUGGAGGUUUUCGACUUAACGGCAUUAUACUGGCCACUGAAUGGAUCGGAGUGUCCAAACGAUCGUGGGGAGCAUGUCUGUCUCAACUGUUUGCGGCGGUCGGACAGGUCGUCCUGGCUGGUAUGAUCUACCUCGUCAGAGACUGGAGACUGGCUCAGUUUCUGACAGCAUCUUUGCUAGCAGUGGUGGCUAUUUACAUAUGGUUUAUUCCGGAGUCGGCCAGGUGGUUGCUGGACAGAGACAGGAUAGACGAGGCCAAACAGCUGAUCACCAGAGUGGCAACCAUCAACAAACGCACUGUUCCAGACUCUCUGCUGGUAAAGAUUGUUGAGAAAGAAACUAAGAAAAAGGGAGGCGUGAUAAUUCUUAUCCAAUCACCUGUGCUUAGGAAGUAUUUCUUUACCAUAAUUUUGGCAUGGUUCUCGCUGAAUGUUACCUACUACUGCCUGUCAUUCAACGUGGGGAAGCUCGGACUGGACGUCUUCCUGACGCAGACCAUCUUUGGCCUGACUGAACUACCGGCUCAUAUUAUGAGCAUCUGGCUGUUAGAAGCAGUGGGGAGGAAAGUGUCGCUCAUGGCGACGCUCCUGACCGGAGGAUUGAUGUGCAUCUUAAUCUUAGCUGUUCCUCAGGGUAAUGCUGUUGCUGUCACCGCAUUGGCAACCGCAGGGCGUUUCUUCACCAACUGGGCAGGAUCUGUAUGCAACGUUUAUGUUCAGGAGCUGUUUCCAACAUCAUUUCGACAAACAGCCUCCGGUUUGGGCUCUAUCGCCAGCCGAGCCGGCGGGCUGCUGUCUCCGCUGCUCAACAUGCUGGCCAUGUACCACUGGACCAUUCCCAUCAUCGUCUACAGCACCCUGACGCUGGUCAGCGGAGCACUCGGCUUCCUGCUCCCUGAGACCAGAAGAAAAGAGCUCCCGGAUUCAACCGACGAGGCCGAAAGCAACAGAACUAAGGCGACCCUGAAGAAGCAAAAUAAAUCAAACAAACCUCCAGAAAUCAGGUCAACCAAGCUGUAG